GCCUUUACACAGUGUCGCGACACCUCAGACAGGGUGCUAUAAAAGGCAAGGCACAAGGUAGUGAGUCAGUCAAUCGACAAUCGCCCUUGGUUGUUCCACCAUUUCGACAUUCAAAUACUGCAAUGUAGAAAGGAACGUUACUUUCUGUGCACAUCUCUCUCUCUCUCUCUCUCUCUCUCUUCCUCUUCUCAAUCUCUGUGAUUUUAGUUCGCUACCUGCCUGUUAGUCUCGCUUUGCUGUUUUUAGAUUUCUGUGAUCGAUCUUCUUCCUAUCUAUUUUGUUUUUUCUUGAAACCUGAUCGUUCUUUCUUCUUUCUCUUUGCAUUUUCUCCUCUUGGAUUAGUCUUAUCAUUCGGCAUUGAUAACAUCUUGGUUUAGUCUUUUUCGAUCUGAGUCGUGUGUAUGGCAUAUGCUCAUUCAAGCCAAAGGAGUCUUGUUAUUCCUCGACCACAUUUUUUUGAUCAUCGAACUGUGAUUUCUUCCCUCGGUUCAUUUCCUAGAUCUUUUGUUAUCGGAAACCCUAAUUUUCGACCUGCAACACCCUGCGUUGAGUUUCUUGUUCCGGUAAACCCUCCUUUUGUUCCUUCUGUUGGAUUUACUGUUAAUCCUGCUCUGCUGAUACAUAUGGAUGAGGAAAGGUCGCGCUCGUUGCUUCAGUUUAUGGCGGAUGAAGGACUCUUGCCGUCACCGGACGAUGAGCUAAAGAGGCUAGAUGCGAUUGCGGAGCUUAAGCAGAUAGUGUUAGCAUGGAUAAAAAAGGUAGCAUGGCAGCGUCGUCUUCCAAAAAGCCAGAUUUUGAGCACUAGUUCUACAAUUUUAACUUACGGAUCCUAUGGCUUGGGAGUUCAUGGACCAGAGUCAGAUAUUGAUGCAUUAUGUGUUGGCCCCUCCUUUGCCACCAUGACUGAGGAUUUUUUUAUUGUUCUGCGCAACAUGCUUCAAAAUAGACAUGAAGUGUCAGAGAUACACUGUGUUAAGGAUGCAAAAGUUCCUUUGAUGCGCUUUAAAUUCAAUGGGAUCUCUAUUGAUCUUCCAUAUGCACAACUUAAAGUUCCAUCUGUUCCUGACAAUGUGGAUAUUCUGAACCCGCUCUUCUUACGAAAUAUUGAUGAAACCAGUUGGAAAAGCUUAUCUGGUGUACGUGCUAACAUCUGUAUUCUUCAGCUUGUCCCAAACUUGCAGAACUUCCAGUCCAUGCUGCGAUGUCUAAAGUUAUGGGCAAGAAGGCGAGGGGUGUAUGGUAAUCUACUUGGGUUCUUUGGAGGAAUCCACCUGGCAAUCCUUUCUGCUUAUGUUUGUCAGAGGCAUCCAAAUGCGAGCUUAAACACUCUCAUUUCAAAAUUUUUUGAAACAUUCGCUCUCUGGCGUUGGCCCACACCAGUAGUGUUGCAGGAUGGAAUGAUGCCACUUGUUGGAGAUGUCAGUGAGACACAUUUCUUAAUGCCUAUUAGGUUGCCAUGUAGUCCUUUUGAAUUCUGCCACUCAAAUAUUACAAGAAGCACUUUCCAUCGGAUUGUGGCAGAGUUCCUUCGUGGGCAUGCUAUUACGAAGGACCUUUUGAGGCCAAAUUUUGCAUGGAGUAGCUUGUUUGAACAUUUCUGCUACACAAAGAGAUACAUGCGUUUUGUCCGGAUCUUCUUGUCUGCUUCAAACCUAGAUGCAUUGGGUGAUUGGGUUGGUUGGGUGAAAUCGCGCAUUCGCUGUCUUCUUGUCAAGUUGGAGGAGGUGCAUGGAUUUUGUGAUCCCAAUCCGAUUGAAUAUGUUGAUAUAGAUGCAACAGAGCCUAAUAUUGUGUUUUAUUGGGGCUUAAAGCCUGGUCGGAAUAUCUUUAUAGAUUUAGAUUUUGUUGAACAGGACUUUGUUAAGAAUAUCAACAAUGGUUGUCAAGGCCCUCGAGGAAGAAUUGCAUUAUCUAUUGUACAAGCUAAAAAGGUUUCGAAUGUUGAGUUUGAUCUUGAGAGUGGAAAGGAUUUUAAAGCAUAUUGGCGGAUUUUUAGGUAUAAUGAACAAAGAAAAUCAAUUUACUCUCAGCAUUUACCUCAGUAUUUUAUUGGAUAUGUUGCGACUUAUGGAGAUGUUAGUGCUGUUGGGGGUUAAAUUGCAGUGGUCGAGGGUUUUACCUACAUGACACUACUUAGGUUUCAAAUACUUGGGAUCUUGAGUUCUUUUUUUUUUUUUUUUUGCAUAGGGGUUGAGGUAAUUUUGUUUAGAGAAGAGAGAUAGCACAACAAAAGUAAACUGGUGGACAAGCAUACUUAUAAACCCAUGUGAAAUGGGGAGGGUGAAUAGGGUGAGAAACCAAGGUAAAUGCAUACAUUUAUUGUAAUUCUUUCAAUAUCUGAUU
This is a messenger RNA of Nelumbo nucifera (sacred lotus), 2343 nucleotides long. RefSeq names its product poly(A) polymerase 3 (gene PAPS3). Gene Ontology annotation, cellular component: nucleus. Gene Ontology annotation, molecular function: poly(A) RNA polymerase activity; RNA binding. Gene Ontology annotation, biological process: RNA 3'-end processing. The record is from RefSeq and is a predicted model, not a curated record. NCBI's taxonomy places the organism in Eukaryota, Viridiplantae, Streptophyta, Magnoliopsida, Proteales, Nelumbonaceae.